UUUUCUUUUUGCUAGUGAACUCGACUUCCCAAUUAACGUUUAGUGGUACGAGAGCAGAGGAUAAACGAUUGUGGCGAUUAUAAAAUGAAUAGAAUUAAUAUGGUUUGGCUCUGGGCAUCUCUUUGUAUGAUUCUGGCGAGUGUGUUGGGUGUAUCACAAUUCACCAAGAAUGACGUGAAAGAUGUACCCUCGGACAGAUAUGAGCUCUAUCCAGCAUGUACGACACUUUUGAGAUCUCAGGUUAAUAUCGAGAUGCAUGCCAGCCUUACCUACAUGAAUAUGGCUGCGCACUUUGAUCAGAAUGGUGUUGCUAGAAAAGGAUUUGCAAAACUCUUUAGGAAAAAUUCCAUGGAAGAAAGAGAGCAUGCGCAGAAAUUUAUCGACUAUCUAAAUUUAAGAGGAAGUAAAUUUACAGAUUUUAACAUCGAUAUGCCUGAUAAAACUUCUUGGGGCAGCGCCACUGAAGCUGUGAAUGAUGCAAUAGUCCUUGAAAAAGAAGUCUACAAUCAUCUUCAUCAUAUUCAUGACAUAGCUGAAAUACACUGUAAAGAUGCCCACCUGAUGGAUUACUUGGAGCAUGAGUUUUUCACAGAACAAGUGGAAUCCAUUGAUGGCUUCAUUCGACAUGCAUCUAGGCUUGGAGCUAUGUCCGACAGCAACGGUCUUGCCGAGUAUCUCUAUGACAGGGAGCUACUGGAAACGAUGGAAGACGACUAAAAUUUUAUUUAUAGCUUCGUACUCAAAUCAGAGCUUGUAUCGAGCCAUUUGUCACUAUAUGUGUUUUUCAUAUAUGUUUUGAAUUUAUAAACAAUGAAUAAUACAAAUAAAUUCAUUCAUUUAUUUCAAA
Messenger RNA from Argiope bruennichi, 847 nucleotides. RefSeq names its product ferritin, heavy subunit-like. Gene Ontology annotation, biological process: intracellular iron ion homeostasis; iron ion transport. NCBI's taxonomy places the organism in Eukaryota, Metazoa, Arthropoda, Arachnida, Araneae, Araneidae. Gene Ontology annotation, cellular component: cytoplasm. Gene Ontology annotation, molecular function: ferrous iron binding; ferric iron binding. The record is from RefSeq and is a predicted model, not a curated record. The transcript has 5 exons. Bases 85 to 717 code for a protein of 210 amino acids.